Messenger RNA from Loxodonta africana (African savanna elephant), 8099 nucleotides. RefSeq names its product DnaJ heat shock protein family (Hsp40) member C2 (gene DNAJC2). Gene Ontology annotation, biological process: 'de novo' cotranslational protein folding; regulation of translational fidelity. Bases 159 to 2048 code for a protein of 629 amino acids. Gene Ontology annotation, cellular component: cytosol. The transcript has 17 exons. NCBI's taxonomy places the organism in Eukaryota, Metazoa, Chordata, Mammalia, Proboscidea, Elephantidae. Gene Ontology annotation, molecular function: Hsp70 protein binding; ribosome binding. The record is from RefSeq and is a predicted model, not a curated record.
CAUCCCGGAAGUGGUUAUUGACCGUCUCCAUGCGCCGGUUCCUGGGCGUCGUAGAGCCAAGGCGCGAGGCUCGGACGGAAGGUACAGCCGGAGGGAACGCUAAGCACCCUCCGCCCGGACCGUGAACCGCUGCCCGCGGGACUGGCCCAGGCGCCAUCAUGCUGCUCCUGCCGAGCGCCGCGGACGGCCAGGGCACCGCUAUCACCCACGCUCUGACCUCUGCCUCUACACUCUGUCAAGUUGAACCUGUGGGAAGAUGGUUUGAAGCUUUUGUUAAGAGGAGAAACAGAAAUGCUUCUGCCUCUUUUCAGGAACUGGAGGAUAAGAAAGAGUUAUCGGAGGAAUCAGAAGAUGAAGAAUUGCAGUUAGAAGAGUUUCCCAUGCUGAAAACACUUGAUCCCAAAGACUGGAAGAACCAGGAUCAUUAUGCAGUUCUUGGACUUGGCCAUGUAAGAUACAAAGCUACACAGAGACAGAUCAAAGCAGCUCAUAAAGCAAUGGUUUUAAAACAUCACCCAGACAAACGGAAAGCUGCUGGUGAACCAAUAAAAGAAGGGGAUAAUGAUUACUUCACUUGCAUAACUAAAGCUUAUGAAAUGUUGUCUGAUCCAGUGAAAAGACGAGCAUUUAACAGUGUAGAUCCUACUUUUGAUAAUUCAGUUCCUUCCAAAAGUGAAGCAAAAGACAAUUUCUUCGAAGUAUUUUCCCCCGUGUUUGAAAGAAAUUCCAGGUGGUCAAAUAAGAAGAAUGUUCCUAAACUUGGUGAUAUGAAUUCAUCAUUUGAAGAUGUAGAUGCAUUUUACUCCUUCUGGUAUAAUUUUGAUUCUUGGAGAGAAUUUUCUUAUUUAGAUGAAGAAGAAAAAGAAAAGGCGGAAUGUCGUGAUGAGAGAAGAUGGAUUGAAAAGCAGAAUAGAGCAACAAGGGCACAAAGAAAAAAAGAAGAAAUGAACAGAAUAAGAACACUGGUUGAUAAUGCAUAUAGCUGUGAUCCAAGGAUAAAAAAAUUCAAGGAAGAAGAGAAGGCCAAGAAAGAAGCAGAGAAGAAAGCAAAAGCAGAAGCAAAACGGAAGGAGCAAGAAGCUAAAGAAAAGCAAAGACAAGCUGAAUUAGAAGCUGCCCGGUUAGCUAAAGAGAAAGAAGAAGAGGAAGUUAGACAACAAGCAUUAUUGGCAAAGAAGGAGAAAGAUAUCCAGAAAAAAGCCAUUAAGAGGGAAAGACAAAAACUUCGAAAUUCAUGCAAGACCUGGAAUCACUUUUCUGACAAUGAGGCAGAGAGGGUUAAAAUGAUGGAAGAAGUGGAAAAACUUUGUGAUCGGCUUGAAUUAGCAAGCUUACAGUGCUUGAAUGAAACACUCACCUCGUCUACAAAAGAAGUAGGAAAGGCUGCUCUGGAAAAACAGAUAGAAGAAAUAAAUGAGCAAAUUAGAAAAGAGAAAGAGGAAGCUGAGGCUCGUAUGCGACAAGCAUCCAAAAAUGCCGAGAAAUCAACUGGUGGAGGUGGAAAUGGCGGUAAAAAUUGGUCAGAAGAUGAUCUGCAAUUACUAAUUAAAGCUGUGAACCUCUUUCCUGCUGGAACAAAUUCAAGCUGUAAUAUUGGUUGCUCUAGAUGGGAAGUUAUUGCUAAUUACAUGAACAUACAUUCUUCUUCUGGAGUCAAGAGAACUGCCAAAGAUGUUAUUGGCAAAGCAAAGAGUCUCCAAAAACUUGACCCUCAUCAAAAAGAUGACAUAAACAAAAAGGCUUUUGAUAAAUUUAAAAAAGAGCAUGGAGUGGUACCUCAAGCAGACAACGCAACACCUUCAGAACGAUUCGAAGCAGGUCCAUGCACAGAUUUCACCCCUUGGACAACAGAAGAGCAGAAGCUUUUGGAACAAGCUUUGAAAACGUAUCCAGUAAAUACACCUGAAAGAUGGGAGAAAAUAGCAGACGCAGUGCCUGGCAGAACAAAGAAAGACUGCAUGAAACGAUAUAAGGAACUCGUCGAGAUGGUAAAAGCCAAGAAAGCUGCUCAAGAGCAAGUGCUGAAUGCAAGUAGAGCCAAGAAGUGACUCAGUGACAAUCUUUGUUGUGUGUGCAUUUUUAUAAUAAAACUGAAAAUAUUGUACAAAUUUUUAUUCUUAAUAUUAUAAUUAUGGUGAUUAUUUCAAAGUGCUGCCUCCAAUUCUGAGUACAAAGAUCAACCAUUAUCCAAAACAACAUUCAGGACAGGCGCAAUCUUAUCCUUUGAAAAUGUGACAUAAUAUUUCAUUCAAAUUUCCAGAUAUAACAUGUUCAUGUUUAUUUUUUCUUUUAAGAACUUAUGGCUUAAACCUUGUCUCUGUUAGUUUUAUAAAUAUAUAUGCUGAAAACGUUUUGAGUAACAGCACUUUAAUCAUGAAGCCAGCACAUGUUACUGCGAAUCUUGUUAAAAUGUGGUAGUUGCUCAAUGGGACCUAGGGAUUAAAAAGAAGAUAAUUAAAACUAAGAAUUAAAAGUAUGUGGCCAAUGUUCUGCAUAGAGAAAAAGGAGCUAGGCUUACCCACAGCAGCAAUAGCUGGACUCUUAUCAUAAAUAUAUUUGGUGCACACUUCUCGAACUAUCUCAGCAUCUACAGCCUGAAAUAGGGAAGAUACUACUAGCAUUUAGAGCUUUUUGUAUUAAAGAAAAUUCUAUACCUGGAACAUUUAAACAUUUAAAAACGAAAGGUGAAUUCCGAAUACAUAUUUUUUAGUUUUUAUAACAAGAAUUCCUGUAAUAAGUAUUUUUCACACAAGACGUAACAGUAUCUCAAGACUACUCACGUCAAUUCUUGCUUCAAGCUCAGGGAUGGGAAUUCUUCUAUUAUAGCAUAACAUUUGCCUACCGAUAUCUUCACAAAUUGGAGUUGAACCUGUUUAAAGAGAAGGAAAGCUAAGUAUUGGAAUGCAGAUCAACCAUAUCAAACUAGAAUUUAUGUCUUUAUUUUUACCAUCAAGUUGCAACAACAUAUUCGUUUUCAGAAGGUUUUUGGCUCUUGCAACUUCACUUUCAGUGACACUUGUACAGAGUCGCAUCCUAAAAAACAUUUGGAAAAUCUACAUAUUAAACCACAACGUACAACCCAAAACCAAACCCACUGUCGAGUCGAUUCUGACUCAUAGCAACCCUAUAGGGCAGAGUAGAGCUGCCCCAUAGAGCUUCCAAGGAGCGCCUGGCAGAUUUUAACCGCCACCCUCUUGGUUAGCAGCCGUAGCACUUAACCACUACGCCACCAGGGUUUCCCAAUGUACAAGAGUGAUGAUUUUUAAAGGUUAUCACCUCUGUAAGGAGUUGAAGUUAUUAAUGAUCCCAACAGCCAGGAAGAAGGGUAGCAUAUUACUGAUUGUAUACUUUUCCCUAGUAGUAUUAAUUUCUCAAAACAAUAUAUAAAUUUUGUCUGAUGAUUUGCAGACAAAAGUCCAAUACAAUAUAAAAAUUGACUAACCACAUUUUUAGAAAUGCUGUAAUCAUUUUGAGACUAGACAAAUCCCCAUCUGUCAGGGUCUGAUACGCUGGGAGACGGGACCAAGUAGGUCAGUGGUUUCUCAAAAGAAUCUAGUUGAGUCUAACUUAAAUCUAACAGCCAAAUUAAUAAUUAUACCCCAGUUGCCUAGAUUCAGGAAGAUGGAAUAAAGGAACCAGAGCCAAAUAUGAGUUUUCUAAGAAGCUCUAAACUUCUCUGCCUCUGUCUACUGACUCAAGAUACUAGUUUUGAUUAAAACACUACAUUUUUCUUUUAGCCAUGGCAACUUCAGAUUCACUUUCAGAGCACUGCCUUUCCAGGCCAGAUUACUUUUAGGGAUACAGGUAUUCUCUGCUUUUCAAAAUUUCACCUUACACCACUUUGCUUUUACGAAAGACCUACAUUUUAUUAGUACCUGUUUUUGCUGACCGAAAAAAAUCUGAAGAGGAUUUUCACAUUUACCAAAAAAAAAAGUGGAAAUUUAGUGUUCAGUGUUUGUGUUGAGGCAAGCUGUUAAAGAGACAGCAUGCGCCCUGAGCAGCAAGAGUGGCAUCACCAAGCUCCUUUCCCAGAAACUCCACACUCAGCGUCUUGGCAUUAAGCCAUCAUAGCUAUGCUAGGUUAUUUUCUGGGUCUGGGAAUGCUCAAAAUUUUUUCCCAUACAAAUUAAUGGUAAUUGCUUCUUUAUGUCAUUUUGGCUUAGAAAAGAUGUCAUGGGAACAUUCUACUUUUGGAAAGCAGGGGAAAGCCUGUGCUUUCCAAAUGACUUCUUAGUUGGCAUCUAAACAUUUUAAACCUGUGAGAUCUUUCUUCUGAAGUCAUCUGCUUCUGAGAGACUAAAAAUUCCCUAUAGUAUAAGUCAGCUUUACAACGUGAGGCUUAGAAGAAAUCUCUGAAAAUUACAGACCCUUCCUAAAACAAGGGACCGCUGCUUCCUAGGUCAUUUGUCUAGAGUGGUAUUGGAGCACUUAAGGAUUUCGUAAAACUUGAUAAAUGUUUGGGAAAGAAGAGAAACAAAUACAUGGGGUAAAGGGCAAUAAUUACCAAUCACUCCUUUCAAAUAUUGCAUACACACAGAUCUGCUUGUAGGAACAGCGACAAUGACUGGAAAACAUUUUUAGUUUGCCUGACAUCUGUUCCUCCCCAUUAUUAGACAAUUGAGAGUUUUGUUUUUAACAAAAGGUUGUCUUAGAAAACACGGUAAUUAGUGCUAUUGUUUAGUUCCCUUGAUUAAAUGCUAAAACAAAAUCAUCAACAAUGUAGAAAGGAAACUGGCCUAAAAGAUGAACCCUAGACCAGAUUUAAAUUACUCAAAGCAUUUUCUCACCAUUCCUUUUGAACAACAUGUAGCAUGUCUGCAACUGUAGCUGGUUCACAAACCAUAUAGAGUCCCCACAAUCCUGUAUCUGUGUAGGAAGUGUUGAAAGACUGGAAGCUAUGGCAAAGGUUGCCAUGACAGGUGAGCUGGGCCAGCUUGCUAGAUAAGUUCUGUAAAGGAAAAAAAAAAUAAAGACAGUCCAAGAGAAUUCUAGACAUGUGUCCAAAAAUACCAGAAAGAAAAAUGACAUACGUGGCAAAAAGUAAAUGCCCUAAGAGGGUGGGUUCUCAGUUUUAUCCAGCAACAUCUGAAUAAUUAAAGUUAAAAUUCAUUGUGUCAUGCUUAUCUCACCAGCCCAGUGCAUCCUUCAAAAAAUUAAUAAUGGAAAAUUAAAUUCUUAUAAUUAAUGUAGUGGCUGCUCCCACUUCUAAAAUGAUUUCAUUGCUUUUCAACCCAAUUUUUAGGAGUCUUGGCUAUGUGCACUCUCAAAUUUAAAAUUAUAUCGCAUGUGAAGCCAAGAAUAUUUGUUAUCAAAUGUGUUCCAAAUGAAUCUUUGAGUAAACAGAUUCACUUGAUACUUUGAAAUAAUUUCAGAAGAGCUGCAAAAAUCAAAGAAUCCCCAUAUACCCUUUAUCUAAAUUCCCUGUUAUCAUUUUACAUCUGCUUUAUCAUUCUCUUUAUACAUAUUUUUUCAACUGAGAUUAGCUGCAGAUAUGAUACUCCUUUAUCCCUAAAUACUUUAGUGUGUACUCCCUGAAAAUUUUUUCUUAUAUUAAAAUUAGCUCAGUACAAUUAUUAAAAUCAGGAUAUUAAUAUAGAUAUAGUACUAUUAAGUAACUGAUCUGUCCUUAUUCAAAUUUUGCUAAUUAUUCCACUAACAAACUUCAUGCAAAAGAAAAAAAAACCUGUGGUCCAGGAUCAGUUUACAUUUUAAAAAUCAAAAUUCACAGUGCAGAGCACGAUUUUGCCAUAAAAAAAAAAAAAAAAAAGAUUCUUACAAAGAACUUAUAUUUGGAAGAACACAGUAAUCUUCCACUUAUUAUGGGAAACUACUUUUUUAAAUCACUUACCAUUCCUCCUCCAAAAGAGCGAUCCCAGUUGCCUAUCAGUGUGUUUGCGACCAUGAGAGGAAUUGUAUCUGGAUGUUCCCAACCAACAGCUUCAACAGCUAUUGCAAGGUGUGCCAAAGGCAUCUUGUCAUCUCUCACACGAAUCUAGUUAAGGUAGAGAAAACAAAACUCUAGUUAGGAUAACCAUUAUAUAACAUGCUAAACAACAGAAAAAUUUAUCAGUCACAUUAACUGAAAAGAUAAAAUGCUCACCAUGACUCUUUUUUUAAACCAUCAAGCCUGUGUUACAUUUUAGAGUCUAAUCCAGAAGAAUUUCAUGAGUUAGGGGAAAAAAGACAGCCAAAAGAUCUCCGACUGAAAUACUAUAGAUUUCGCACCUGAUCAAAAAGAGUUGAAUUGUUUCACUGGCAGAAAUCAAUCUCUAUGUGCCAAUCUGAAUUUUUCUAUCUAAUUUAAACCAAUAUUGGCAUUACAGGUUGACCUUUGUACUGCAGAUGCUAUAGUUCUAUACAGCUACCAACAUCAGACCUCUUUCCAGAUCAACUUAUAACAUUGCCCUUAAAAACCUUGCCUCCUUAAACAAGAAAAUUAAAGCAGAUGUUAAAUAAUACGGACCAGGCAGGAAUGUAAGCAAAUGGGCCCUUCCUGUUUCUAUGUUUUAGUUUAAGUCUGAUUUCUUCCAUUUCACUCCUAUUAGAAAUAUACACAUUUUGUACACUCAUUUGUAAAUACAACAAAGAAACCCAAAGCCAAAUACUGGCUUAGGAAAGGCUUGCCCUACCUCACUUCCUGUGAAUUUGCAGGGAGGCAGAGCCGGUAUUUCUCCUUUGUGUGUGGACAGAGUGUCACCAAAAUGAAACUUUGCUAGCUCAAGCAGUUCAUCAUGGGAAACUCCUAAAUUGAAGGAAAAUAUUUUCACAUGUAUCUAGCAGCAAGAAGUACAAUCUAAAUUGGACAACUAAUUGCCAAUACUGAAGUGUAUAAUAAGUUCUAGGCGAUAUAACGGAGUGUAAGUUACACUUCAACUAUUUAUAUUCACUAAAAGCCACUUAAGAGUAAGCUCACACACCACUCAUUUGCUUGGUGUUUAAGGCUUGAGUUUGUAUGGCUUUCUCAUGCUGUAGAGCAGUAACAGUUUUCAUCAACAUACCAACAUAUUCACAGCUAAGGAUAAUGAGCUUGAAAAUACCACUUCCCAUACAAAAUCAUUUUGUAUUAAGUUAUAGUAAGCUCUAAAUGCAAACUUGUAAAGAAACAAGUUAAUUUUCAAUAAUUUUUUAAAGUAGAAAAGAAUACAAAUAUAAGCUGUAUCUCAUUUAAAGAAAGCUGGAUACACUGAUAUCCUUCAUUCUAUAAGCUCUUGUUAUUAGAACUCAGGAAUAAAAUAGUUUCAGCUAAAUUUCUGAAUAAAUCCAUAGCAAUCCAAACCCUCACUAACUGCCAUCCAAAAUUUAAGAAUUACCUAGAUCCUAUAUUCCUUACUAUCCAAACUUGGGAACCAAAUAGAAUCAGUCAGUGAAGGAUUCUUGAACACAAACAUAAACUUACAAAACAAAUUAGGCAUGUGCCGCACACCUGUACGAGCUCUUAACCACUGCACCACCAGGACUCCACAAUUCCCUUAUAUAACAUAAUUAAACAAAUUGCUUCAUAAGCAAAAACUCUUAGGACAUUUCCCAACAGGAUCAAACUGAUAAGAGGAUCAUGGAAAAUAACUCUAAUGACUGUGUUUAAAACAUAUAUACAAACUUAAAUCAACUAACCUCCUGCAGCAGCAAGCACUAUUCUUGGCCCCUUAUAAUGUGUGGUUAUAUAGUCCACUAAGUCCUUACGAUUUAUAGAUCUGUAAACGGAGUAGAUCAAUUUAAGAAGGAAACAAAGUAUAAUUACUUUUACAUAAUAUACUUGAAAUAAAAUUGGACCUAAAGGUAUUCUAAGAGUUCAAUCCAGUACAACAGGAUAUGUUGUAGUCAGGUGCUGUCGGGUUGACUUGGACUCAUAGGGACCCCACGUGAUACAGUAAAACUGCCCCAUAGGGUUUUCUAGGCUGUGAUUUUUAUGGGAGCAGAUCGCCAGGUCUUUCUCCUGUGAAGGCACUGGGUGUGUUCAAACUGCUGACCUUUCAGUUAGCAGCCAAGCUCUUAAUUAUUGCACCGCCAGGAUACAGGAUAUAGGCAGCAAGUAUCAAAGAAAUUUAACUCUUUAUAUAUAAAAAAAAAAAAGGCAGGUUUGAUACCCAUCCUCAUUUAUU